Messenger RNA from Nerophis lumbriciformis (worm pipefish), 3975 nucleotides. The record is from RefSeq and is a predicted model, not a curated record. Lineage: Eukaryota; Metazoa; Chordata; Actinopteri; Syngnathiformes; Syngnathidae.
AUGUCAGCGUGCGGCGAUUUUGCAGAACACGUGUGGAAACCCGGCUCCUGCAAGAACUGCUUCCACCAGCUUAGCGCUCACACGACCUCCAGCCGCCCGGGCGGAGCUGUGCCCGUCGCCACCUGUUUAAAGAGCGGAGGAGAUGACGACGACGCUGUGACUGUGCCCUCUCCCUACAGCAAGCCCACCAUUGCCGUCAAGCCCACCAUGAUGAGCCUGGAUACGGGCAACGCGAUGGCCGACGUCAACAUGAACAUUGAGACGAACACAAAGAGCCCAGUGGAACGUUUGGGCCUGAAGAAGAUCUUGGAUCUUUCUUCACUAUACAUUGACGGUGAUAACUGCAAUAAAAGCCUAAGAGACUCCACUCUUCAAAGUCUGGACACCAAGACUGACUUUUAUUUUUCUUCAUUAUCCAAAGAGACUAUGCUCAUUAGCAAUAUGCUGGUCACGCAAGAUCAAGGUACAGGUCUGCAUAACAGCAAUGGAGACACCUGUAGGCAGCAGAAUAGUACCACUUCCCCCAGAACAAAAAGCACUUAUAAUCCCAGUGCUACCGGGAAGAGAGCUAAUUUUUCUCCUCAGAAAACUGUGGACAAUCCUUUCCCUGUGAAUGUUGGUCCAGCCAGUCCUGCCAAAGCGUAUAGCAAUGGCAUCAGCUGUGGGAGCACCACUGUGCUAACCACAAAAGCAUCCAUGACAUCCAGCACUUCCGCCAGUUCCUUAACCUCAUCUUUAUCUGUGGGCGCUCUAAAUAACAGUCAGCCAUCCAUCUACUCGCCUCCUGUCUUGUCCAAACUAAACAGCCCAUUAGAUGACGACUCCUCCCUCGGUAGCAGCACAGAUUCUCUCCCGGUGACAGAGGGUUCUGUUGGCAGCCCCCAAAGUCCACUAGCGACAGGCAACUCUGUGCCCGGUUCUCCCAGCGCACCGGAGUCUGAGCCCAUUUACGCGGAGAGCACCAAGAAAAAGCGCAGGCCGCUGGGAAACGGAGCUCAAUGCCAUCUGGGUGCCUCAGACCGGACUAACAACUCUGAACACUUAGAAGGACAGCGGACCACCAUCACUGUGAUAGCUGCGCACAUGGAGGAGAACAACAGGACAUUCUACCUGAGCAGCCCCGAUUCGGCCGUCAGCACCCACUGCCAAUUCAGCCCCACGGCGCGCAAGGACACCAGCGGCACCGCGUUCCGCUGGCCCAGCCCCAGCCGCAGUGCUCCCUCCUUGGUAGCCGAAUCCAGCCAUGGUCCCGCUUUACACCCCAAGCCUCAAUCUAGCCCGCCCAUUCCACCAAAAAGGACCACCCGGUCCCCCAAACUGGGCACGUCCAGCCUUUCACCGUCCGUCUCUUCACCGGUUCCACUUCCAGACCUCCCCAGACUGGGCAGCUCAUGCCUCUCGCCAUCAUUAUCUUCUCCUGUUCCUCUCCCUGAACUCUCCAUGCUCUUCCUGGUCUCUGCCAAAGAGGGACACUUUAAAGUCCAGCCAGAAAACCACAACCCGGCUGCGUUCGAGCGCUGGAACAAGAACCACCACCACGGCUCUGCCUGGAAUUGCCGGAUUGAUGAGGAAGAGGAGGAGGAAGAGAGAGAGCGGAAAGAGUCUGAAAAGAAGACACUGACUACUAAUCCCCAGACAACAUCUCGUGUGACAGGCCCAGUCAAUAGCGCUGCUGUUUGGAAGGAGUCCAGAGUCCGCAACAAGGCUUUGACCAGCCCCCCUCCGACGAAGGAGCCAGGCACGACCCCCCCGCUCGUGCCCGACAAUGGUGCUUGUCAGACGGACGGCGAGGCCGCCGCCGCAGAGGAAGACGCCAAACAGAGCAGGAGCAUGCCGGCCAAGCAACACGAGAGCUCAAUGGAGCCUCUGGCAGUGGGGAAGCAGGUAUCAGCUAGACAAGAGUCCAAUCCACCACCUCCUCCACCUCCUCCCAAGAAACAGCACAGAGCGUCUGGUCAUUUGAGCAGCAGCAACAUGGAGCUGAACCGCUGCGUCCAGAUAGGAUCGCAUGAGAGUCCCGUCACAUCCCUUCGAGACCUUGGCAACGCCGGCCUCCCAACUGCCUCCACUGACAGUCUGACCACCGAUCUAGGUUCCCGGGAUGGACUGUGGUUAUCCUGCUCUUCUCCGUUCCAGAAAAGUCCAGUGCCAUCAACGCCAUGUUCUCCACGCCCUCCAACUUUUAGCAUCUCGGCCAAUCAGCCGCCUCCACUGCCGGAGAAGAAAAUGGUCAACCGCACCGUGUCAGCCCCAGACAGCGCCACGACCAAGGCUUUUGUCCGGGCCUACCCUCGCCUCCCGUUUACCGGGUCGGAAACCAAUGUGUGCAGACCCAAUGAUUCCAGCUGCCGGGCCAGUUUACCGUCCAGUCCGGUAGACUCGAGACCUGUUUUCUCCUCCAAUGAGUCACUGGAAAAUUGUCACGCUCCCCUCGGCCGACCCUCCAGAACCCGGACUUCGGACGAGCCUUUUAAGAAUCACGGCCGUUUAGGUGUCCAUUGCCGAAGCAGCAUCACUUGCUCCUCCUCCCCUCAGCUUAGCGCCCCAUUUUCGGCAUCCGAAGCCGGGCCGGCGCCCAACCUGGGCUCCGGUUUGCAGCUGCAGACCCUCUUGAGUAAUAUCGACAGUCGGGAGGGCGUCUACUCCAAACUGGGCGGCUUGUACGCAGAGUCCCUGCGCCGGUUGGCUCUUAAAUGCGAGGAGCACUUCACGAGCUCGCAGAGAAAUCGUCUUAGGUUUGAAGAGAGCAACUGGUCACUGUUCAGACUUACGUCCAACAAACCCAGCUGUGAUGCGGGAGAUGCCGUCUACUAUUCGGCCGCCUGUGCCUCUGAUCCCAGCAACUCCUAUGCUGUUAAGAUAUGCAAGAGUCCAUCUCCAGAGGCCAAGCAGGGCCACCUGUACGGCCUGUCGGUGCAGCAGAGCAUGCCCCCGCACUUUAACCUCCAACAGGACUGCGGCCACUUCCUGGCGUGCGUCCCCCAGAGCAUGUUGCCCUCGGACCUGGCUCCGUCACCCACGUCCUCGCCCCGGACCCGCCGCAGGCAGGCGGAACGCGAGCGUGUGGUGGUCAUCGCGCCAGAGAUCCCGCGGCAAACGGCGGCCGACUUCGUCCGCGAGUUCGAGGCCUUCCACAAAAGCCAGCCGGAGGUCUACGAGCGCCGCGUCUGCUUCCUGCUGCUGCAGCUGUGCCACGGCUUGGAACACUUGAAGGAGCACGGGGUGACGCACCGCCACCUGUGCCUGGAGAAUCUCCUGCUGGUUCCCCACCCGCCGACCCCUUCGCCCCAACAAAGCGAGACGAGCGGCGUGUUUAGUCAGCGCCAACUUCCUCGACUCCUCAUUAGCAACUUCGCAAAGGCAAAGCGCCGCUCGGCCGAGGACGCCGCGUCAUCUGGGGCGGACCCUCGCGUCAAACGGGACCACGCUCGCUUGGCGCCAGAGAUCGUGUCCGCUGCCCAGUACCGCAAAUUCGACGAAUUCCAGACGGGCAUUCUUAUCUACGAGCUCCUCCACCAGCCAAAUCCCUUUGAGGUGAGUCCGGCCCUGAAGGAGCAAGACUACCGCUGCGAGGACUUGCCGUCCAUACCGGCCGUGUCACUGUACUCAGCCGGCCUGCAGAGGCUAGCCCGCCUCCUGCUUCAACCGGACCCUAUCAAGCGCAUCCACAUCCAGGACGCCAAGCGCAUCCUGCAGAGCCUCCUGUGGGGGCCCCGGAAGGACCUGAUGGAUCAGCGGUGGGAUCGUAACGGGCCGGGCGGCAGGGAGCACUCAGGGGCAGAAGGCGCCCGGCGUGAGGGCCUCCUCAACUGGCUGGACGUGAAACGGGCGCUGCUCAUGAUGAAGUUCGCCGAGCGCUCGCUGGAACCCGAGCGCGAUGCCGAGUUGGAGGACUGGUUGUGCUGCCGUUACUUCUCCUCGGCCCAUCCGCUGGCGCUGUGUCACACCGCAGAGUUGCUCUACUCGCUCAACUGA